Cylindrotheca closterium is the source of this 1068-nucleotide messenger RNA. NCBI's taxonomy places the organism in Eukaryota, Bacillariophyta, Bacillariophyceae, Bacillariales, Bacillariaceae. The record is from the annotation of a GenBank genome assembly.
AUGAAAAUGAAGGGCCUACUGUGCAUAUGGUCUGUGUGGUUGGCUGCGCCAGAAUCCAUCGCAUUUGUUGCAAACCAGCAGCAGCACAGAGGGACGAUUAGAAUCAAUGAUUUUUCACUAUUUGGCAUAUCAGAGUGGCGAGAUUCAAUAUUUAAUUUACCAGGCGCGGAUCGACAACCGCUAGGAACAGAAGUUGGCCCACCGGCCAAAGAGAUUUGCAUUUUGCCUUUCCCAUACGACGAAGUGCUUCUACAGGGGCAAGAGAAACAACUUCGUUUGUAUGAGGAUCGAUUUAUCAAGUUGUUCGACUACGCCAUGGAGCAGCACUCAGGAGUAGUCGCAAUGGGUCUAAUCGCCGAAAGUGGAAUCAUUCAAACUGUUCCUAUUUGUGAAAUUGAAGCAUACAAUCGAAUGGAGGGUUUCGGCAUCUUCGUUACUCUCAGGGUAUGUUCAAGGGGUCAGCUCUUGGAAAUCACGCAACAAGACCCGUGGCUCAAGGCAACUUGCACUGAAAUUUCGGACAAAGUACCACCAAACUUGGAGCUUCCAAAUUUGGUUGCUAGCAAUAUCGAGAACUUUAUGUUAUUAUUGUCAAGUAUGGAGCAUCGGCUAGCGAAAGUUUCGGAUAAGGACGGUGACGGAGACGACAAGGAUGUUGCAGAGAUGCGACGUAAGCUUCAGGCUGCGAAGUUGGAUGAUCGUUUCUAUGACGAUCUUGGAGACGACGAAGACGAUGAAGUUUCGGAACUUGACCGCAAGGGUCGAUUCACACAAGCCUAUAACGUUGCUCUUUCGACCGAUACGCAAGGCUACUGUGUACCUACCGGUACAAAAUUAGACAGAACGCCGCAAGAAUUAACAGCUAUCAGUUGGGCUGCGUUUUGCACCAAUGUAUUGCCAGAUGAAGAUGCCUCUUUCCGAAUCCAAGCACUGGAUGCCGACGACUUAUUUGAUAGACUAAAGCUUGCCUCGCAUAUGCUCCGAGAAAAGAAAUCGUUCACUCGACAAAUGAUGGAGAAAGCCGGUCUCAAGCUCAAAGGAGAUGAGGAUUUUGAUGAAGACUUCUAA